AUUGGCGGCCGUUGGGGGCGCGGAAACUGAACUGCCGGAACUUCGGGCCUGCCGGCGCCAUGGCGGCCCCCUGCUUGGAUGAUCCAUCAUUGGAGAGAAAUUUCAGAGGUCACAAAGAUGCUAUAACCAGUGUGGAUUUCAAUCUCAACAUGAAGCAGUUAGUAAGUGGCAGCAUGGAUUCAUGUUUGAUGAUCUGGCACAUGAAACCUCAUAUGAGAGCCUAUCGUUUUGUGGGGCAUAAAGAUGCAGUGAUGUGUGUUCAAUUUUCCCCUUCUGGUCACCUUGUGGCAUCAGGAUCUAGAGAUAAAACUGUCCGUAUAUGGGUGCCAAAUCUCAAAGGAGAAUCUACAGUUUUCCGAGCUCAUACAGGAACUGUAAGAAGUGUCCAUUUUUCCAAUGAUGGUCAGUCAUUGGUGACAGCCUCAGAUGAUAAAACAGUAAAAGUGUGGACAGUGCACCGCCAGAAAUUUUUGUUCUCAUUCAGCCAGCACAUCAACUGGGUCCGCUGUGCCAAAUUCUCUCCUGAUGGAAGGCUGAUCGUAUCUGCCAGCGAUGAUAAAACUGUCAAGUUGUGGGAUAAGACUAGCAGAGAAUGUGUGCAUUCCUUUUGUGAACAUGGCGGGUUUGUCAAUUAUGUGGAUUUCCAUCCCAGUGGUACGUGCAUUGCUGCUGCUGGUACAGAUAACACUGUCAAGUUGUGGGACGUCAGGACCAACAGGCUCCUUCAGCAUUAUCAGUUGCACAAUGCCGGGGUAAAUGCCCUUUCCUUUCACCCAUCCGGAAACUACCUGAUCACAGCUUCCAGUGAUUCAACGCUGAAGAUUCUAGACUUGAUGGAAGGCAGGUUGUUAUAUACUCUUCAUGGCCAUCUGGGGCCAGCUACCUGUGUUGCCUUUUCAAGAUCAGGGGAAUUAUUUGCUUCUGGAGGUGUUGAUGAGCAAGUGAUGGUAUGGAAAUCUAAUUUUGAUGCUACUAAUUAUGGAGAUCCUCUGAAGACCCAUAGAUCUGGCGGUGCAAGGGGCGAUGCCAAGAGUCCGCCAGAAAUGGAUUUCUCAGAGACUUCCCUCAGAAUGAAAGCUCAAGAUUCUAUCAGGAGCCCACAGGCAGAUGUAAUCACCCUUCCCCCAACUAUUACCAACACCCUGGAACAUAUCGUGGGCCAGUUGGAUGUCCUCACCCAGACUGUUUCCAUUCUAGAACAGAGAUUGACCCUGACAGAAGACAAACUCAAGCAAUGCUUGGAAAAUCAGCAGUUAAUCAUGCAGAGUAAAGCUGAGUGAUUUGGAGAAGAAAGCAAAAUCAAGCGUGAUAAUAAGAGUUGAGGGUAUGUGUGGUGUGUAUGUGUGUGGUGAGGGUAUAAUGCAUUUGUAUUGUUUGAAUUAUGUGAAUAAAACUGAUAUUUUACUGAAA
Trichosurus vulpecula (common brushtail) is the source of this 1410-nucleotide messenger RNA. RefSeq names its product POC1 centriolar protein A (gene POC1A). The coding region runs from base 60 to 1280 and encodes 406 amino acids. Gene Ontology annotation, cellular component: ciliary basal body; centriole. The record is from RefSeq and is a predicted model, not a curated record. The transcript has 11 exons. NCBI's taxonomy places the organism in Eukaryota, Metazoa, Chordata, Mammalia, Diprotodontia, Phalangeridae. Gene Ontology annotation, biological process: cilium assembly. Gene Ontology annotation, molecular function: protein binding.